GUCCGUUGAGCUCCGCAGACAAGUAGGCGAGAGUUUUCUGCAGAUGUGUUUCGGUAUGGAGAGAUAAUACAGCGGCGAGCAGCGUGGCACUUCAGACUUUUACAACAGACAAUCUCUAGACCAACCUGAUCUGACUUUCUACACGGACUGGAUGUGGCGAAAGGAGAUAAAGCGAUCUGAUUUGUGAACUCAACCUGUCUCUUUUCAGCCUGUCUCUCGACACGAAGGAAAGAAAAUGCCUGUAGUAACUCUGUUGCCUUUCACUGCGACUCCAAAUAGGAAGUCUUCCAGCCCGACUUCUUUUCGACUGACUGAAAAAUUCAUUUUGCUUUUAGUUUUCAGUGCUUUUAUUACGCUGUGUAUCGGAGUGCUUUUUUUCUUACCGAAUUCGUCAAAGCUUCUCGGUGGAGUUUUUUUGCGCUCGUCAUCCGUCGAAACGGCCACACGAACAGGUACGGAUCGAGACUCCGGCGUUGGAGGUGGAAAUACGGAUAAAAUAGUUAAAAUAAAGAAAGAUCACGAUGAACUCUUAAUUGAAGCCCAAGACACACUUCAAAAGCACCCCGAAGAUAUCAAGAAAGAUAUCAAAAGCGAUAAGGACGAAGUUGUUCAAGGUCUUGUUGAAGGCUGGAAAGGUAACAACCUCCCCAUUAUUGAAUAUGUCCGACCACCCGGAGCAACAGGACAAGAGCCAUCGGACCCAGAAAUUAAGCAGAAAAGGGCGAAAAUAAAAGAGAUGAUGACGUUCGCCUGGGACAAUUACAAGCUCUACGCCUGGGGCUCCAACGAGCUCCGGCCCAUCUCCAAGCAAGGACACUCCAGCAAUUUGUUUGGGAGUCUGAAGGGGGCGACCAUCGUGGACGCCUUGGACAGCCUCUAUAUCAUGGAGAUGUACGAUGAGUUUGAUGCUGCCACGGACUGGGUGGAGAAGAACUUGGACUUCAACAUGAAUACAGAGAUCUCGGUGUUUGAAGUGAACAUUCGGUUUGUGGGAGGGCUGCUGUCGGCCUACUAUCUCUCCGGCAAAGAGGUGUUCCGGAAGAAAGCUGUGGAGUUAGGGGAGAAGCUGUUACCUGCAUUCAAGACACCCACAGGCAUCCCCUGGGCCCUGCUCAACAUGAAGAGUGGUAUCGGUCGUAACUGGCCCUGGGCGUCAGGCGGCAGCAGCAUCUUGGCGGAGUACGGCACGCUGCACCUGGAGUUCAUGCACCUCAGCAAACUGUCUGGAAACCCCGCCUUCGCCGAGAAGGUCAUGAACAUCCGGAAAGUUCUGAAACGGCUUGAGAAGCCUUCUGGUCUGUACCCCAACUACCUGAACCCCAACAGUGGCAACUGGGGCCAACAUCAUGUGUCGGUGGGAGGACUGGGCGACAGCUUCUAUGAGUAUCUGCUGAAGGCCUGGAUCAUGUCUGACAAAACAGACGAGGAGGGGAAGAAACUCUACUACGAUGCUCUCCAGGACAUAGAGAAGAACCUGAUCCGUAAGUCCAGUGGCGGUCUGACCUACAUAGCGGAGUGGAAGGGAGGUCUCCUGGAGCACAAGAUGGGCCACCUGACGUGCUUCGCUGGGGGCAUGAUCGCGCUGGGCGCCGACGGAGCUCCAGACCAGCAGACAGGCCACCACAUGGAGCUGGCAGCCGAGAUCACCCGCACCUGCCACGAGUCCUACGCACGCACCAAUCUGAAGCUGGGUCCGGAGGCCUUCCGCUUUGAUGGGGGUGUGGAGGCCAUCGCCACGCGGCAGAAUGAGAAGUACUUCAUCCUGCGGCCGGAGGUCAUCGAGACCUACACGUACAUGUGGAGGUUCACCCACGACCCCAAAUACAGGGAGUGGGGCUGGGAGGCUGUGCAGGCUCUGGAGAAGCACUGUAGGGUGGAGGGGGGCUACAGUGGUGUGAGAGACGUCUACGGCACCAGCCCCAACCAUGAUGACGUGCAGCAGAGCUUCUACCUGGCAGAGACGCUCAAGUACUUAUAUCUGUUGUUCUCAGAGGACGACCUCCUGCCAUUGGAGCACUGGGUGUUCAACACCGAAGCCCACCCUCUUCCCGUCAUCAAGAAAGAGCCCAACAGCAACCAGGCCAACGAGGUGGAGUAACCCCACCCGCGGCCCCUGAACUCUGACCUUUCACCCAAUAUGGACCUCCACACGCCUUCUCUAAGACACCUCUGGCAGGGCCUCAAAUGGGCGUUGUAUUUAUGAUCCCUAGACUUAACCUGGACCUGGAUCACCAGGACUGGAGCCUAUGGUCAGCUCUCUAUCAGGACUAGAACAAGACUAGGGGUCUGAAGGUCUCCCCCCCCCCCCCACAUAUUCCCCUGUAAAACCAGCCCCUCUGGUGGAGUCGUGCCUUGAGGAUCCUCUGCAGUCCUCCAGAAGUCUCCAUGCUGUCCCUGGUGGCUCAAGUGGAGGCCACAGUCCCCCCAGCGUGGUGGUGUUACUCAGAUUAGGGACAGUCCAGGGCAUUGCGGAAGAAGCUGCGAGAAAAAAAAAAACCCAACUCCAUCAGAUCCCAGUCCAGUGGACACAAGGGUGGAUUA
Molecule: messenger RNA, 2541 nt
Organism: Clupea harengus (Atlantic herring)
Lineage: Eukaryota; Metazoa; Chordata; Actinopteri; Clupeiformes; Clupeidae
Product: mannosyl-oligosaccharide 1,2-alpha-mannosidase IA-like
Biological process (GO): carbohydrate metabolic process; mannose trimming involved in glycoprotein ERAD pathway
Cellular component (GO): extracellular exosome; endoplasmic reticulum; Golgi membrane
Molecular function (GO): mannosyl-oligosaccharide 1,2-alpha-mannosidase activity; calcium ion binding
Source: RefSeq, a predicted model, not a curated record